Messenger RNA from Theobroma cacao (cacao), 1255 nucleotides. RefSeq names its product C2H2-type zinc finger family protein. Lineage: Eukaryota; Viridiplantae; Streptophyta; Magnoliopsida; Malvales; Malvaceae. The record is from RefSeq and is a predicted model, not a curated record.
AUUGAAGCCCACUUUCUCUCCUUUGCUCCCUCCCUAUAUUCCCCCUGACCCUCUCUUUCUCUCUCAAACUCCUUCUAUUUCUUUCUUUUUUCCUUUUUGUCAUUGGUGGUGUUGGGGGAAGAUGGAAGCUCCGGAGGAAGUUGCAAUGGGGUCUAAAGAUCAUAGCAACAUCGUCAAAGGGAAGCGGACCAAGCGUUUGAGGCCUCAAUCACCAAUCCCUUUUGCCAUAACUUCUAAUUCAAUACACAAUGAAGAUGGAGGUGAAUUUGAUGGGAAUAGUGCAAAUGUAGACAACAAGAAUGUUACUCUUUUGUCACCUUCUUCUUCUUCUUCUUCCUCUGAAUACCAGGACAGCACCGAGGAAGAAGAAGACAUGGCUAACUGCUUGAUCCUCCUCGCGCAAGGCCAAUCAAGACAAUCCACGAAGCAAGCUGAUGAUCAUGAUCAUCAUACGGGAACUGACAACAAAUUCCCUAGUAGAAAGUUCAUGGAAGCACCUUCAAACGGGACAGGCAAGGCCGGGUACUAUGUCUACGAGUGCAAAACUUGUAACAGAACCUUCCCUUCAUUCCAAGCCCUUGGUGGUCACAGGGCUAGUCAUAAGAAGCCUAAGACAGCAGCCAUGGUUGAUGAGAAAACAAGACAAUUCACAGCAGCAGCAUCAGAUGAAGAAGGACAAUUCAUCAGGACUAACAACCUUUCUUCUCUUUCUCUUCAAUUGACUAAUAAUAAUAACAACAAUAGAGGUUUGUAUAGCAAUAACAAUAAGGCUAAGGUUCAUGAGUGCUCCAUUUGUGGGGCGGAGUUUACCUCUGGGCAAGCCUUGGGAGGGCAUAUGAGAAGGCAUAGAGGGCCAAUAGGUGGUAGUAUUCCUACAGCUAGCACAGCCUUGUCAUUGACAGUACCAGUGGCAAUGGAAUCUGAGCAACCUAAGAAACCAAGGAAUGUUUUGUCUUUGGACUUGGAUCUCAAUCUUCCUGCCCCGGAAGACGAUCACCGGGAAUCUAAAUUCCCCUUUGCUUCCAAGCAACAGCAACAACAACAGCAACAACAACAAUCACCUCUUGUCUUCUCCGCCCCCACUUUGGUGGAUUGUCAUUACUAAACAAGGUUAAAGGAAAUUUUUUUCUUUCUUGUUUUUUUACUUCUACCCCCAUUUAUAUUACACAAUUGAUCCAAGCUGAAUUGGGUGUUUUUUAAAUUUUCUUUCUCGUAUUUAUUCAACAUUUAUAAGAUUCAUUUGAUUCUUUUCUUU